This is a messenger RNA of Procambarus clarkii (red swamp crayfish), 2245 nucleotides long. The record is from RefSeq and is a predicted model, not a curated record. Lineage: Eukaryota; Metazoa; Arthropoda; Malacostraca; Decapoda; Cambaridae.
AUGGAGUGCAUGUACAGUAUUUGAUUAUGGUGGACAAUUCAUGAGAUAGCACUGUAUACAGGUCUUAAAAAGCAGUUGGAUACUGCUUAGAGUGAGAGAUGAGUGCAUGUCUUUUUUUAUAUUUACAUAGUUUGAAUGAUGCAAUGAAUGGAAUAUUGUAGUGGUUUUAUUUUUUUUAUACCUAUAACCUGCUAGAACAAUACAAUAGUUUUGCAUUUUUUCUUCUGGGCUAAUGCUGCCCCCUCCUCAUAAGUCUAAAACAAGAUAAUUAAAAGUUUUGUUACUAACCAAUUACUUUGGCUUAUGAAAUUUAUAUAAUAUUCAUUUUUCAGAAAUGGGUGUACUCCCAGAAAUAGCUAAGGCUGUAGAAGAGAUGGAUUGGACGUUGCCAACGGAUGUCCAGAAUGAGGCAGUCCCACUUAUUUUGGGAGGUGGGGAUGUGCUCAUGGCAGCUGAAACAGGCAGUGGCAAGACUGGUGCUUUCUGUCUUCCCAUCCUACAAAUUGUCUGGAAAUCACUUAAGGAUAUUCAGCUUGGCAAGACUUCAAAAGUUACUAAAGAAAUAUCUCCUCUCUGGUUGAUGAGCUUCUUUGACCGUGACGCAGGAAUGGCUGUGACACCUGAUGGCUUGCGGUGCCAGUCACGGGAUCCUAAAACAUGGCAGGGUGCCCGUUGCACCAAGGGUGUCACUGGCAAGGGAAAAUAUUACUAUGAAGCCGUUGUGUCGGAUGAAGGGUUGUGUCGUGUCGGGUGGGCAACUCCUCAGGCAGCAUUAGAUCUUGGAACAUGUAAAUCGGGAUUUGGAUUUGGAGGCACUGGAAAAAAGUCUAAUUGCAAGCAGUUUGACGAUUAUGGUGAAUCUUUUGGCCUCAGGGAUGUCAUUGGUUGCUAUCUCAACCUGGAUGCCAUGGAGAUGCAUUACAGCAAAAAUGGCACUGAUUUAGGUAAAGCUUUCACAUUACGAAGUGAAUUCAAGAAUGCUGUCUUCCAUCCAGCUGUAGUUUUGAAGAAUGCAGAGAUGUCUUUCAAUUUUGGUGCAACAGAGUUCAAGCACCCACCUAAAGCGGGAUACGUAGCAGUGUCUCAGGCCAGCAAGGACUGUACUGUGAGCUCAGGUGUGAAGGGAGGUGGAGACAAGCCACAAAAGCUUCAGAACAAUGCUCCACACGCUGUCAUUAUUGAGCCUUCAAGAGAACUCGCAGAACAGACCCUAAAACAGGUUCAAAUGUUUCGUAAGCAUCUAGAUAAUCCAGUGGUUCGUGACCUUCUUGUUGUUGGUGGUAUACCCGUGAAGGAGCAAAUAGCAGCACUCAAUGCAGGUGUGGAUAUUGUUUGUGGUACUCCAGGACGCUUGGAAGAUCUUAUUAAUACAGGACAACUCUCUCUCCAGUCUUGCAAAUUCUUUGUGUUGGAUGAGGCUGAUGGACUUCUUAAACAGGGGCAUGAGCGUCUCAUCAAUAACAUCUACAACUCCAUACCCAAAAUCACAUCUGAAGGCAAGAGACUCCAGAUGGUGGUCUGUUCUGCCACCCUACAUUCCUUUGAAGUGAAGCGCAUGGCAGAACGUUUGAUGCACUUCCCGACCUGGGUAGAUCUUAAAGGGGAAGAUGCUGUGCCCGAGACUGUCCACCACGUUGUCGUAACCAUUGAUCCCAGAACGGAUAGUAGAUGGAGCAAUCUUCGUCGCCAUCUGCAAACUGAUGGCGUGCAUGUUAAGGAUGGCGUACGACCUGGGAACAAUACACCUGAGACAUUAAGUGAGGCGGUGAAGCUGCUGAAAGGAGAGUACUGCAUUAAGGCUAUUGACACACACAAAAUGGAUCAAGCACUAAUAUUCUGCCGCACUAAGUUGGAUUGUGACAAUUUAGAGCGCUAUUUUAAUCAAAUUGGAGGAGGGGCCAAUAACAGAGGCAAUCCAUAUUCGUGUGUGUGUCUCCAUGGUGACCGCAAGCCUAAUGAACGCAAAGCGAAUCUCCAAAAAUUUAAGGAUGGUGGAGUGAAGUUCCUUAUAUGCACUGAUGUAGCUGCUCGAGGAAUUGAUGUUGGAGGACUGCCAUUUAUAGUCAAUGUGACACUGCCAGAUGAGAAGAGCAACUAUGUUCAUCGUAUUGGGCGUGUGGGUAGAGCAGAGAGAAUGGGUCUAGCUAUCUCCCUUGUUGCUGCUGUGCCAGAGAAGGUUAGAGUUUUAAACCAAUAUUUGCAUUCUUUAUUAACUGGUAAUAGCCCCUGACUUAACAUUAUUUUA